AAAAACUUAGUUGAACCAAAAUUAUCCAUGUGCCAGUCAUCACACCGCUUCUAUGUUACUCCGAUUUUGAAAAAUUGACCUCCUCUCCCCUUCCAAGCUCUUAUAAGGAGAGUGAUCUCCACUGUCCAACCCACUUUAGAUUUUCACACUCAAGUAUGGCAGUCCAAACGCUCCUCUCUUUUCUCCUUCUCCUCGCCGUCUCUACCUUCGCCGUUUCUGGCUAUGAGGACUGCGUGUAUACAAUAUACAUAAGAACCGGAUCUAUCAUAAAAGCAGGAACCGAUUCCAUUAUCAGCGUCAGGCUAUACGACGCCUACGGCGAGUUCAUCCAGAUCUCCAAUCUAGAGGCCUGGGGCGGCCUCAUGGGUCCGGAAUACAACUACUUCGAGAGGGGCAAUCUCGACAUUUUCAGCGGCAGAGGAUCUUGCUUGAGCGCUCCGGUUUGCGCUUUGAACUUGACCUCCGACGGAACCGGCUCGGGUUCCAGCUGGUACUGUAACUACGUUGAGGUCACAACCACCGGAGUUCAUGAGUCUUGCUCGCAGCAGCAGUUUACGGUGGAGCAGUGGCUCUCCGAGAAGGUAUCGCCGUAUCAGUUGACGGCUACCAGGAAUUAUUGUCCAGAUCUCGCCGAUGUUAGAGGCCGUGAUCGGGUGAAAUCUGCUGUACUCUGAGAAUUAUUGUCCAAAUCUCGCCGAUGUUAGAGGCCGUGAUCGGGUGAAAUCUGCUGUACUCUGAGAAUUAUUGUCCAAAUCUCGCCGAUGUUAGAGGCCGUGAUCGGG
Molecule: messenger RNA, 782 nt
Organism: Jatropha curcas
Lineage: Eukaryota; Viridiplantae; Streptophyta; Magnoliopsida; Malpighiales; Euphorbiaceae
Source: RefSeq, a predicted model, not a curated record